Molecule: messenger RNA, 2022 nt
Organism: Trifolium pratense (red clover)
Lineage: Eukaryota; Viridiplantae; Streptophyta; Magnoliopsida; Fabales; Fabaceae
Product: topless-related protein 2-like
Exons: 15
Coding region: 1-2022 (673 amino acids)
Biological process (GO): regulation of DNA-templated transcription
Molecular function (GO): protein binding
Source: RefSeq, a predicted model, not a curated record
AUGGAAGCUUUGUCUUUGAACCAGGAAAUGAUGGUGCUCGUUCUUCAAUUUCUUGAUGAAGAGAAUUUGAAGGAGACAUUGCACAAGAUGGAGCAAGAAUCAUCCAUCUUCUUUAAUCUAAAAUAUUUUGAAACGAAAGUACUUGGUGGAUGCUGGGACGAGUGUGAAAAUUACCUUGGCGGAUUUACAAAUAUCGGCGAUAAUGCUUUCUCCACGAAAAUGUUUUUUGAAAUUAGAAAACAAAAAUAUUACGAAGCCUUAGACAGUAAUGAUAAAAUAAGGGCUGUUGAAAUUUUGGCGAAAGAUUUGAAAAUCUUUUCAACAUAUGAUCAAGCAUUAUACAAGCAAUUAACAAAUCUGAUAACUCUUGACAAUCUUAGAGAGAAUAUACAUCUUUCACAAUAUCAAGAUGUGAGAUCAGCUAGAUUCCUACUAAUGAUUGAGCUUAAAAGGUUGAUUAACCUUAAUAACAGACUCAAUAAUAAGCUUGAGCUUCCAAAAUUGAGUGAGUCGCGGCUGCGACGCUUAAUAAAUCAUGGAUUGAAUUGGCAGCAUAUGUUGUGCAGAAAUCCGCAGCAAAGUCCACACAUUGCAACGAUUUUAACUGAUCAUUCUUGUGAUCAACCAAAUGCUGCAAAUCAUCGAUCUCGGGCAGUUGUGCCUUUUCUAUCAGCCGCUGUAGCUCCUAAGGCUAAUGCUUUACCGGCAUGGAUGGUGAAUGGAAAUCCUUCCUCAUCUUCUCGACCACUUGUUGCGAGGAAAGCUUUAGCAUUGCCUGGUCCUUCAAAUUUAGCCAACAUUCUGAGGCAUACAAGAACACCGAUUACCCAUGCACCGGUCAGAGAUCAUGAAAUAAGACGGCUUAUGUUACCACCAACUUUUGCAGAGACAGAAGCAGAUAUUGCUAUGGCUAGAAGCAUGGAGAACGGAAGAAAUUCAAAUGAUGUUUCUAAACCUUGGAAGUUGAAGGAAAUCGUUCAUCAUACUCAGUGUCGAAGUGCUACUAUGCCGGAGAGUAUAGGUCCCGGUAACAAGCAGGUUUGUCUUCUAUACACAAAACCUGGAACUGCUCUUCUAGCUCUUGGUUCAAAAGGGGUUAUGAAGAUGUGGAACUGGAGACUUACUAAAUCCAAUCCUACCGGAAAGGAGAUGACAAGAGCUAAGCAUGAACAAUUGACACCGAAAAAGGGUAUUUUUAUGACUAAUGAUGUCCCGAACAAUAAGGACGCGAUUCCCUGCUUGGACAUUUCAAAUAAUGAUUCAUAUGGCUUAGCUGCAUGUGGCGGAAUUGUUUCAUUGUUCAAAAUGGUGUCAUCAUAUAAAGUAUUGUAUCAGUUUAUGAGUCCUCCACCGGCUGCAACGUGCAUUGCUUUCAUCCCUCAAGACAAUAACAUUGCUGCGAUCGGAAGGGAAGAUUCUGUGAUUCAUAUUUUCAGUAUUAGGCACGGCGAGGUUAUAGCGGAAUUGAAGGGUCAUCAAAAGCACAUUACUAGUAUAGCUUUUUCGCUUCGACAGAAUAUAAUGGUUUCUGCAAGCGCUGAUGCUCAGCUUAUCUCUUGGAACAUGAACGCAUGGUCUAUGAAUAAAUCAUCGUCAAUCCAAUUGCGAACUGGUGAAAAUGCGGCUCUAAGUGAGGCUAAAGUUCAAUUUCACAGUAAUCAAGAGCUGUUGCUGGCAUGCCAUGAGACACGGCUAGUAAUAUACGAUGCUUCAAGAAUGCAACCGAUCAUUCAUUGGCUGCCACAAGAUGAUGGGUUGUCAGCUUGUGCCAUAUCGUCUGCGACCUACUCGGCAAAUUUUGAACAAAUUUAUGCAACAUUUACGGAUGGAAACAUCGGAAUAUUUGAUGCUGGAUGCCUCAUACUAAGACGUCGUAUUGCUCCAUCUGCAUACCUAUAUCAGACCCCGUCAACCAGCCAAAAUGUGUACCCUCUCGUUGUUGCAGCAAACCCAAAAGUGCCUAAUCAAUUUGCAAUUGCACUAUCAGAUGGGACAAUUAAGAUUAUUGAUCCCGUUGAAUGA